Condylura cristata (star-nosed mole) is the source of this 2013-nucleotide messenger RNA. It is a transcript of the gene SLC27A6, whose product is annotated as solute carrier family 27 (fatty acid transporter), member 6. Bases 1 to 1857 code for a protein of 618 amino acids. The record is from RefSeq and is a predicted model, not a curated record. The transcript is spliced from 10 exons. Lineage: Eukaryota; Metazoa; Chordata; Mammalia; Eulipotyphla; Talpidae. Gene Ontology annotation, molecular function: long-chain fatty acid-CoA ligase activity; long-chain fatty acid transmembrane transporter activity.
AUGCUCCUCUCAUGGCUAACAGGGCUAGGGGCCUCAAUGGCCUUCCUGCAUUUCAUGCAGAAACUCUUAUUUCCUUACUUCUGGGAUGACUUCUGGUACCUGCUGAAGGUGGUCCGCUAUGGAAUUCGAUUGAAAAUAUGCCGCGCUCGGGGAGAGCUGGUCACUGUCCUGGACAAAUUCCUGAGAAACGCCAAGAAGCAGCCCAAAAAACCAUUCAUCAUCUAUGAGGGGACCAUCUAUACCUAUCAGGAUGUCGACAAAAGGAGUAACAGAGUGGCCCAUGCCUUCCUCAGCCAUUCCACACUGAAAAGGGGGGACACCGUGGCCCUGCUAAUGAGUAAUGAACCUGACUUCAUUCACGUGUGGUUCGGCUUGGCCAAGCUGGGCUGCGUGGUGGCAUUCCUCAACUCCAGCAUUCGCUCCAACUCCCUCCUGCAUUGCAUCCACAGCUGCCAGCCCAAGGCCCUCAUCGUGGGCGCAGAUUUACUUGGAACUAUAGAAGAAAUCCUUCCAAACCUCCCAGAAGAUAUCAGCAUUUGGGGGAUGAAAGAUUCUGUUCCAAAUGGUGUCAUUUCACUCAAGGAAAAACUGACCAUGGCAUCUGACAAGCCAGUGCCACGCAGCCACUAUGUCACCACAAGCCUCAAGUCUCCUUGUCUUUAUAUUUUUACAUCUGGAACAACAGGUCUACCAAAAGCAGCUGUGAUUACUCAACUGCAGGCUUUAAAGGGUUCUGCUGGACUGUGGGCUUUUGGUUGUGUUACUAAUGACAUCAUUUAUAUAACCCUUCCUCUGUAUCACAGUUCAGGGUCUCUUCUGGGAAUUGGUGGGUGUAUUGAAUUAGGUGCUACGUGUGUGUUAAAGAAGAAAUUCUCUGCAAGCCAAUUUUGGAAUGACUGUAAAAAGUAUAAUGUGACAGUGUUUCAGUACAUUGGAGAACUCUGUCGCUACCUUUGCAAACAGCCUAAGAGAGAAGGAGAAAAGGAUCAUCAAGUGCGUUUGGCAGUUGGAAAUGGUGUGAGGCGGGAUGUAUGGAGAGAAUUUUUAGACAGAUUUGGGAACAUUAAGAUGUGUGAGCUUUAUGGAGCUACCGAAGGAAAUAUUUGUUUCAUGAACCACACUGGGAAAAUUGGAUCAGUUGGGAGAACGAAUUUCAUUUACAAGCUUUUUUUCACUUUUCAUUUGAUAAAGUAUGAUUUUCAGAAAGAUGAGCCCAUUAGAAAUGAACAAGGCUGGUGCAGUCAUGUGAAAAAAGGAGAGCCUGGACUUCUCAUCUCUCCAGUAAAUGCCAAGAAUCCCUUUUUUGGUUAUGCUGGGAACAAGAAACACACAGAAAAGAAAUUGCUUUGUGAUGUUUUUAAGAAGGGAGAUGUUUACUUUAACACAGGAGAUUUAAUGUUUGAAGAUCAGAAUUUCCUUUAUUUUUGGGACCGUAUUGGAGACACUUUCAGAUGGAAAGGGGAAAAUGUUGCAACUACAGAGGUUGCUGAAGUUAUUGGGAAGUUGGAUUUCAUACAGGAAACAAAUGUCUAUGGUGUGACAGUGCCCGAGUAUGAAGGAAAAACUGGAAUGGCUUCUAUUAUUCUAAAACCAGAUAAGUCUUUAGACUUGGAAAAGGCUUAUGAACAAGUUGUAACAUAUUUACCAGCUUAUGCCUGCCCACGAUUUUUAAGAAUUCAGGAAAAGAUGGAAAUGACAGGUACAUUCAAACUACAGAAGUUUCAGUUGGUAGAAGAAGGAUUUAGUCCACUGAAAAUUUCUGAUCCACUUUACUUCAUGGAUUCCUUGAAGAAAUCUUAUGUCCCACUGACCAAAGAACUUUAUGAUCAAAUAAUGAAUGGGGAGAUCAAACUCUAAGUUUUUUAUAUAUGGGAUUUUCAUACGCUUUGUUAGGUGAGGUGACAGGCGAGCAUGUAAUUCUUUAGUAUGAAAUAGGGAAAGGGAACUUAAAUUGAGCUUGUGCUACAUUUUCCUAAUAUACAGUAGCGUUUCUAAGUGAAAGCUUUCCUCUGA